Tachysurus fulvidraco (yellow catfish) is the source of this 6036-nucleotide messenger RNA. Its product is annotated as protocadherin alpha-C2-like. Gene Ontology annotation, cellular component: plasma membrane. Gene Ontology annotation, biological process: homophilic cell-cell adhesion. The record is from RefSeq and is a predicted model, not a curated record. Gene Ontology annotation, molecular function: calcium ion binding. The transcript has 5 exons. NCBI's taxonomy places the organism in Eukaryota, Metazoa, Chordata, Actinopteri, Siluriformes, Bagridae. Bases 496 to 3318 code for a protein of 940 amino acids.
GACCGCUAAAAGAAUCGUGGCUGGGCAUGACAUUUUUGUUGGAAUUCUUAUUUCAUUAUUUUAUCUUAUGUUUGUUUCUUUUGUUUUUUUGUUGUUGUUUGGUUGUAUGGUUAGUGAUAGGUAAUUUAGUUAUAUGUUAGUUUCAUAUUUUGCUGUGGAUUAUACACAAUGCUGUCCAGUACAAAGAAAUCAACUGCUAAACGUAAUUGCUACAUCUACAUUGUCUUUCAUGUCAUGUGUACACUUGCAUUGCAAUAAAAGUUUAAUUCGCAAGGUGUCACUAUAGAACUAGAAGAAUUGUUAUGACGUAAAAAUAAAAUGGUUGCUUUACCCGCCCGUUCAGUGUCAGUGGCCAUAUAUGUUUGCGUAAUAUCACAGGGAAUGAAGUGAGAACAUGCAUUAGUCCUAGGGCACGUUUUAGUCUGAUAUAGAUGAUAUUAUGAUCAUAUACAGGAUUAAUUAGCAUUCGUUUGUCGUGAUUUUAAAGCGCUCAAAAUGGAACAAAGGAGAGGAGCUUCUUGGCGAAGGGUACACGUAAGACUUGCCUUUAUGGCUGUAGCGUUGUUGUUUGGAAAAGCGGUAUGGGCACAGAUACGGUAUUCUGUUACUGAAGAGCAGAAGGACGGCACCGUAAUUGGAAAUAUUGCAAAGGAUUUAGGACUUGAUGCAAGAAGCUUACGAGACAGAGGAGUCCGCAUAGUGACAUCCUCAGGAGAGUCACUGUUUAAGGUAAAUAAGAAUGAUGGAGCGUUGUAUAUUAGUGGAAAGGUAGACAGAGAUACGCUGUGCGAGAAAAUCACAUUGUGCACGAUCGUGCUAAAAAUUGCAAUGGAAAAUCCACUGGAAAUUCAUUAUGUGACUGUAGAAAUUAUAGAUAUGAAUGACCAUUCUCCUGUUUUUACUGAAAAUGAAACUCAUUUAGAGAUAUGGGAGUCAGCAUUACCUGGAACGCGUUUUCAGCUUCAGCCAGCCCGUGACCCUGACAGUGGAUUAAAUUCUGUUCAAACGUAUAAACUCAGCCAGAACGAUCAUUUCCGACUCGAAGUCAAAGAUCGUGGAGAAGGAGGAAAAAUUCCAUUUUUGGUCAUACAGAAGCCCAUAGACAGAGAGGCCAUGCAAAGCAUGAAAAUGUUAUUAACUGCUGUCGACGGUGGAAGACCUCCCAAAUCGGGAACAAUGGACAUAACUGUUCGUGUGUUGGAUGUAAAUGAUAACAUGCCAGUUUUUACAAUGGAUGUUUAUUCCGUCCAACUAAAUGAGAACGCCCCUAUAGGUACCACUGUCAUACGACUGAAUGCCACGGAUAUUGAUGACGGUUCAAACGGAGAAGUUGUUUAUUCGUUUGCCAAUAAUGUUGACAGUAAUUUGCACAAACUUUUCGAUAUCGAUUCCAUCACCGGACAAAUUGUUGUAAAAGGACACAUUGACUUUGAAGCAACGAGUGAGUAUGAAAUUGAUAUAACAGCAUCAGACAAAGGUACUGUACCACUGACAACAGAUAAAAGCGUAAUAAUAAAAAUAAUUGAUGUCAAUGACAAUGCGCCGGAAAUUGAGCUGACAUCACUUUCAAGCUCGGUUUCAGAAGACUCCAGACCUGGCACUACAGUUGCUUUGAUAAGCGUGACUGAUUUAGACUCGGGAAUUAACGGGAAAGUUUUCUGUUCAGUUCCUGAAGAUGUACCAUUUAAAUUAAUGUCAUCUUCACAGGAGAAUAUGUAUUCAUUAGUUACCACAGCAACAAUUGACAGAGAAAUGCAGUACAAAUAUGAUAUUACAUUAGUUGCCAAAGAUGCAGGAAAACCCUCUUUAUCAUCAUCAAGACGUUUAACAAUCUCGGUAUCAGAUAUAAAUGAUAAUAGUCCAGAGUUUUCUCUCUCCCCUUAUACAUUUCACGCUAUGGAAAAUAAUAUGCCAGCCAUGUCUUUGUUCUGUGUUUCAGCUUCUGACAGGGACUCAAAUGAAAACGCAAUAGUUACUUAUGAAAUAAUGAGAGAAAAUGGCGAAGAUAAUAAACUAAUGUUUGUGAAUAUAAAUCCAGAAACUGGAUGUAUUUAUGCACUAAAAUCGUUCGAUUUUGAAAGUUUAAAGAAGUUCAAGUUCCACGUGAUUGCUACAGAUUCUGGAACUCCGUCACUAAGCAGCAACGUGACAGUGAACGUGUUUAUUCUGGAUCAGAACGAUAACGUUCCAGUGAUUUUAUAUCCAGUCAGUGCUAACGGUUCUGCUGAAGGUGUGGAGGAGAUUCCCCGCAAUGUCAACGCAGGACAUUUGGUGACUAAAGUGAGAGCCUAUGACCCGGAUAUAGGAUACAACGGCUGGUUAUUAUUUUCACUGCAGGAAGUGAGCGACCACAGUCUCUUUGGUUUGGACCGUUAUACAGGACAGAUAAGGACCCUCCGCCCUUUCACAGAAACAGACGAGGCUGAGCGUAAACUGGUCAUACUGGUCAGAGAUAAUGGAAACAUUUCACUUUCAGCAACAGCCACUGUAAUCAUCAAACUUGUUGAACCCAAAGAGGCUAUUGCUGCGUCUGAUGUCAAAAACACAGUAAAAGAAGAAAAAGAAAAUGAUGUUACAUUUUAUUUGAUCAUUACUUUGGGGUCCGUUUCAUUUCUUUUUAUCACCAGUAUCAUUGUUCUAAUUGUAAUGCAGUGCUCCAAAUCUACAGACUAUUCCUCAAAAUAUCUACAAGAAACAAAUUAUGACGGGACACUGUGCCACAGCAUCCAGUACAGAUCCGGAGAUAAGAGCUACAUGUUAGUUGGACCAAGAACCAGUAUCGGUUCUACUAUAGUUCCAGGCAGUAAUGCGAACACGCUUGUGAUUCAAGAUCGCAGGAGGAGAACAUAUGGGGAGAGCACACUGCAGCCCAAGGGUCCCAAUGCAGACUGGAGAUAUUCAGCUUCUCUCAGAGCAGGAAUGCAAAGCUCAGUCCAUAUGGAGGAGUCAUCUGUGAUGCAGGGGGCUCAGGGCGUUCUGGUCCAGAAUUGGCCUACUGUCUCCAGUGCUCCAGAUAAUGAGGGUGGUGAGGUGUCUCCUCCUGUAGGCGCUGGUGUCGACAGUAACAGCUGGCAUUUUCGGUAUGGUCCAGGCCCUGGCAUGCCCCCUCAGCAUCUGAAGCCAGGUGAAGUUCCACCUGAAGCUUUCAUCAUUCCUGGCUCUCCUGCUAUCAUCUCCAUCAGACAGGGGCAGGAUGGUGAUGAUAAGAGUGACUUCAUCACUUUUGGCAAGAAAGAGGAGGCCAAGAAGAAGAAAAAGAAGAAGAAGGAAAAAGAGAAGAAAGACAAGAAGGAAAAAGGGAAAGAUGAUGAUGACUAGAAACCGCUAUUAUACACACAUAUAUAUAUAUAAGACAGAGAUCUCAACAGGAAUCAUGAUGGAAGUGAUUAAUAAGGUGAUGGGUGAGGACUAUGUUUAUUUUCUUAAUUUAUGUACUAAAACAAGUAUUCGUUGUUGAGUUGUGAUGUCUGACUCAACUUUCAAAAUUGCUGUCAAUAUUGGCUUUACAUAACUCAAUUCACUUUGAUCAAAUUAUUGAUUAGUUUUCCUCCAUGCUCACAGUGCCUGACCACCCAAUUUUCUCAAAAGACAGCCGUGAGAUAUAAGAAGAUUACUGUUGACACCUCUGUCUUAUUUAUGAUUGUGGUUUCAGUUUUCUGUUCUCAGAAAGGAAGACAAAAUCAGACUUAAAAAGGUUACAAGCAGUGCACCACUUCUGAUUAUCAAAUACGUAUCAAAAAUUUAAAAAAAAGGAAAAAAAGAUGAACAAGUUAGGAACAGAAAAGGAUAAGCUUUGAUACUAGAAGUGGAUUGCAUGCUGUUGUAAAUAUGGUGCCAACAGAGAAGUUGUGUGCCAUGUUGUAAAGAAAAACUGGUUUACUAUGAAGAAACAGUGCUAAACUAAUGCUUCUGCUUGCUCUGCUUUAUGUUUGUGUAUACACUAUGGAGAAGUAUCUCAAAUCAAUAAGGAAUAUGUGGAUAUACCACCUGACACCCAGCAGCAAAAUAAAUAAGAAAGAUAAAACAGCGGUGAAUGGUAUAAAGCAAGCACAUUAUGAUUACCAGCACUCUCUCCCAGUCAUUAUAAGCGCAUUAUCUGAAAAUCUAAAAAUGUAACACUCAUGCACAUGCUUGUACAGGGUCAAAAGUUAACACUCCACUAAUGAUAGCUCCACUUUUGUUGUGCCUAUGUUUGUUUUUUCAAAGAUGCAGCUUUGCCUCAGUAAAUUUUAGUAUGUAUUUAAGCACAGGGCAAAAAUAAAUGGAGGAACUAAUGUCUGGCAAAAAAGCAGCAGAGAUUUGGUGCAUGUAGUGGUAACAAAGCUACAUAAACAACAAAGGAUGAUUAAAGACUAAAAUAAUAAUGUGUGUGGUGUUGCUAAGAUGGGUAGCUGUUAUAGUUGUACAAUACAUGUAAAAAAAAAAAAAAGAAAAAAAACAGUGUUAGUGCUAAUGUACACAACAUGCAACCAUCACCCUGAAAAUUUUCAGCGACCUGAAGUGUAUGCUUUGAAUGUUUGGUAUCGCUGCCCUUGAGCCUGUUUUUUUAUUAAACCUUAAACUCUGAUCUUUAAUCUAUUUUUGUGCCUGCUUUCUCAUCUAACAUGAGGAUGUGGUGUAUGGAUUUGUCCUAUACAAAAUACCUUUGCCUUUCUGGUUGGAAGGCUAAAAAAUGUUCAGCUGACUUAGAUAACAAAUUAGGCUUACUCUUGAGUGUUGUUUUAGCAAACAAAACUGUUUUUUAAGAUCUGAUUUUACAAGCUUUAAUUAAUCUGUAUUGCAUUUGUACAGCUCAUCUUUUGCUCUCUCUGACUCUUUCUACCUUGCUUUAUGCUCUGUUCUGUUUUGAAUGUUGAAUAGGACAGCUCCAGUCAUUGUACUUCAACCAGUACACUGAACACCACUCCUCUCAGUGUGUAAGUGUGUGUCACCAGUGAACAGUAUAAUGGAUGCCGGUCCUUGUAUUUCACUGCUUGUAUUUGGCAAGGGUAGACUGGAGGAAACAGAAGGGAGAGUCAAAGAAUGGUCAGGGGGUGGAGUUUCACCAGAGCAUGACAUGAAGAGAAGUGGCAGUUUUACCUAUUUGAAAUUCAUUUUUCCCUGUUGUUCUACAUAGGAAAUUGAACUGAGAAGGUUACUGAAUUACUGCAGUACAAAGUCUAAAAAUCAACUGACUCCACCCCAGAUAUUAAUCUUUGCACUGAAAGCUUCAUGCUUUUGCUUCAUUGGAUCUCUCCCCCUGUCUGUUUACACUGUACAACCUCAUGACUUAAACCAAUAUCACAGUGGCUCAGCUGUGACUGCUGCAUGACCUAACCAGAAAGGAAUCUCUUACUAGAUAGAUAUAUAUGAAUAUACAUAUAGAUUGCUAUAAUUUUGCUAUUUUUGUUUCUUAUUUGUAUUCCAUUACAUUCACAAGAGAUUUGCAUAUUGUACUGUCUCUGCCAAGCCUUUGCAUAAUGAUAUUUUCCUCACCCACUCAGAGUGUACAUCUACCAUGUUACUAAGCCUUCUACUUAUUUGUAACUGCUUUAUAGUGUGAUGACCUAAAGCUCCUGCUCAAUUUACUGUUUUUUGAUUUUGCUUUUGGAAACUAAAUGCGAAAAAAAAAAACACAUUUGUGUAUGGCUUUGACAUACUGAUCUAACACUUUAUUAUUGUAACUAAAUUACUAUGUAUGACAACACUAUCUCUUUUCCUUCACCUUUCCCUUUGAAGGAUAAAAAGCUUGAAAAAAAAAAAUGAUGUAAAAUACAGUAUAUGUAGUGUAUGCUUGUACCUAGUGAGCCAUCAUAUGAUCAUUAUUUCUCAGUGUCUGGUAGUGGUCAGUAGGUGGUAAAGCACUGUUCAAAUGGGCAGGGCUCAUCUGUGGUAUCUUUUGUACACCUGCUCAUCAAACUGUGACAGUGAAGUAGUAAAAUCCAUUUCUCUCUUUCUCUUUUCUAUUUCAUUUUGAUGAACAAGGUGGUACAGUGUUUUGUUUAAUGAAUCACCAAAAACAAAUAAAGUUUGCUUUCUUAAUAAUGUGAAACAUGA